Messenger RNA from Clarias gariepinus (North African catfish), 4263 nucleotides. It is a transcript of the gene nrg2b, whose product is annotated as neuregulin 2b. NCBI's taxonomy places the organism in Eukaryota, Metazoa, Chordata, Actinopteri, Siluriformes, Clariidae. The transcript has 11 exons. The record is from RefSeq and is a predicted model, not a curated record. Gene Ontology annotation, biological process: nervous system development; intracellular signal transduction; animal organ development. Bases 167 to 2284 code for a protein of 705 amino acids. Gene Ontology annotation, molecular function: signaling receptor binding.
CCUGCGCAAGGUCUGCCGCUCUGCCCCGCCACCGGAGCCCGCCCGCCAUACCCCUCCGCCGCCGUAACCCUACUCCGUUGUCCUCCUCGUCCCGCGUUCGCCCCGAAACCACUGCACCUGCACCUGCACCACCGCGGCCGGCCGCCCCUGAGCCACAGCCGACGGCAUGAGGAGGCUUGAUGCGGUGCACUUCUCCAUGCUGCUCGUCGGGGUCUCCUUUGCGUGCUACGCCCCGAGCUUGGAUUCCCUGCAGGAGCAGGCGUACCGAUCAGCCGUGGUGAUCGAGGGCGAGGUCCAGGAGCUGCCCGCCAACGCCUCCACCGAAACGUACAGCGUAAACGUCCGAGUCCUGGACGUGUGGCCGACCAACAGCGGUGGGCUCGAGCGCCAGCAGCUCGUCACCGUUGGCGACUUUGGCUCCGAGGCUCCGUGCGUCGCAGUGGAGAAGGACCACAGAUACAUAUUUUUCAUGGACCCCACAGAGGAGCCUCUGGUGUUCAGGGCGUCAUUUGCUCCUCGUGAAACCGUUGAGAAGAAUCUCAAAAAAGAUGUGGAGCGCGUUCUGUGCGAGGACUGCGCAUUACCUCCAAAGUUGAAGCCCAUGCGUUCUCAGUGGGUGUGGGAGGGUGAGCGUGUGACCCUAAAGUGUGAGGUGGAGGGCAACCCGACCCCAACUUUUCGAUGGCUCAAAGAUGGGAGUGAACUCCGCAAGAACAAAGAUGUCAAAAUCAAAACCAACAAGAAAAACUCAAAGGUCCAGAUUACCCGAGUGAGACUGGAGGAUUCUGGGAACUACACCUGCGUGGUCGAAAACCCGCUGGGCAAGGAUAACUCCACCAGCUACAUCAACGUCCAAAGCAUAACUACCACGCUGUCUCCGGGCUCCAGCCAUGCCAGAAAGUGCAAUGAGACGGAAAAGGCAUACUGUGUCAAUGGUGGUGACUGUUAUUUCAUACACGGUAUAAACCAGCUGUCCUGCAAGUGUCCAAAUGACUAUACUGGUGAUCGCUGUCAAACCUCCGUUAUGGCCAGUUUCUACAAGCAUCUUGGAAUUGAAAUUAUGGAGGCAGAAGAACUGUACCAAAAGCGGGUACUGACCAUAACAGGCAUUUGCGUUGCUCUGCUGGUGGUUGGCAUCGUGUGCGUCGUUGCAUACUGCAAAACCAAGAAACAGAGGAAGAAGAUGCAAAGCCAUCUGCACCAGAACAUGUGUGUAGAACACUCUAAUCGUAUGCUGGCCAACGGACCCAACCACCCAGGCCCUGGUCCCAGCCCAGAGGAGAUCCCUAUGGUCGAUUAUAUCUCUAAGAAUGCCCCAGCAACUGAGCGUGUGAUACGACAUGGAACAGAGACAUCGGGCAACUUCUCGGGCAGCCGGAUGUCCUCACGGUCCCACCACUCCUCUACUGCCACCCACGCUUCCAGUCACCGGCACGAGGAGAGGACAUGGAGUAUGGAGAGGUCAGACAGCAUGAACUCGGACUGCCACUCGGGGGCACUCUCUUCCUCAGUGGGCACCAGUAAAUGCAGCAGUCCAGCAUGUAUGGCUCGGCAUGCAGCACACUGUGGCUAUUCUGAGCCUGCACGGAGCCCCCUGCAGUACGGAGACUCAUUCGACUCUCUGCGGGACUCACCUCACAGUGACAGGUAUGUGUCAGCCCUUACCACACCGGCCCGUCUGUCUCCAGUGGACUUCCACUCCUCCUCACUGCCCCAGCAGGUGCCUACCUUCCAGAUCACGACACCCAAUGCCAGCCAUGCACUGUCCCUUCCUCCGGCUGUAGGUUCCUAUUCGCCUGGCGAUGAUCAGCCACUUCUACGCCGGCCACGGCGCACACGUAACCCAUACCACAGCGAAACGACUGGCUCUCUCCCGUCAAGCCCAUACCGCUUUGCGGAUGAUGAGGACUACGAGACAACACAGGAGUACAUGUCAUCCCGUGAGCGACCUAAAAAGAGUGGCAGUGGGCGUCGGUGGCACAGGAGAUCGCGCCUUAAUGGACACGUUUCCCAGCGUGCCAAGGGUCCAAGGGACUACAGCUCGCAGAGUUGCCUGUCGGACAGCGAGUGGGAGGAGGAUGAGGAGAUGGGGGAGCUGGGGCAUGGCGAGAGCACGCCUUUCCUCAGCAUGCAGAACAUGAGCAUGAACAACGAGCCGGCCACUAUCUACCGGCCCAAUGACAUGCGGACGUACAGCAGUACAGCACGCAGCACGUCACGCUCAAAAACACACACAAACAAACUUUCACAGUCACGGUCCAAACCGGACAAUGCACCCCUUUAAACAAAGAGCAGUGACGAGGACAGUGAAACAACAUAUCUAGGAGAGAGAGAGAAAAAAUGAUAUAUGCGAUAGACCUGCACCUAUAAGAAAUAUUUUUUAUUUUAUAUAACAAACAGAUAUUCUAAACAAAGGAAAUAUUUAUUUUCAUUUCAGCAAAAAUUGUCUACUAGCUAGCAGCAAAGACUUUUUUAUAGGGGGAACUAUUUAUAUGUAAUUUCUGUUCUUUGGUUUACAGCAUUACGAAGAAGAAUCACGUGCCAAUUUUUUCACAACUUAGAAAUAGAAUAAUAUUGUGGUGCCUUUUGCUGUAUGCCGAUGAGGGAGGUUCCGUUGAGUUUUUUGUAGCCUUUCUUAAAAUGGACUCCUGGGUUUUAUAUAGACAUGUUUUUUUUCCUUGUUUUUUUUUUUGUUUUUCAGUUUGUUUGUUCAGGAUCUCCCCAUUUGAACUGUGAUCUAAAUCUGACAUCAUGCAAUAUGGGAAUCACUUUUAUGUAAGAUAUUUGUUUACAUGAGUAGGGGUUGACAUACUAGUCAUUUUCCCAAACCAUAUAUACAAUCACCAUGGACAUGCUGUUUCCUGUUUGAGACAGGAAAUUGUGUGUUCAUGUAGACAUUCUAAUGCUUUAGUUUUUCCCCCAACUGGUAAUCAUAUGUUGUUUGCAGGUCUGCAGGUGUUCAUAGGGCAUUGUACUAGGUACGGUACCUGCCCCGGUGUUCAGGGUUUUCAAAAUGGCAGUGUAUGUGUGUGUGUGUGUAUGUCCAAUGAAUGUGUUUUCUCUAUUGUAUGUUAGAGAGGGGGGCUGUGUAUGUAUUUGUGUGUGUGUGUUUGUGAUUGAGUGUUGUGCUCUCUGUGUGUGCAUGUGAAUGCAAGACUGAGUAAGCCUGUAUCUGUUUGGUUUUGUCUGUAUGCUCCUGUGUGUUGUAUGUUGGAGUGUAACAGGCACUAGUCUAAUGGUUUGAGUGUGUGUGUGUCCAAGUGUGAUCUCUGAUGCGUUUUGUCAUAAGGUAGCUCUUACACCCUGUUUCCAUUAUGUUGGCUUUAAAAGAACUGAGAAAGACACACUGGUGACUAUGCCACUACCUGGUGGUGAGAUGAGCUCAUUGCACUGUACCUUUCCUUCCAUGUCUGGUGUUUGGCAGUGGUGCUGCCUGCAGAUGAACCAAUCCAGCCUGAUUCUAGCCUACAUGGACCGACAUAUCCCAUUAGCUCACACGCCCUUGUUCCUAUGCCAGCAGCUUAAAGCCGCUAUGUGUCUCAGGACUUUCCAUCUUAAAAAAAACAAACAAAAAAAACAACAACAACACACACACACACACACAAAAAAAAAAAAAAAAAACAUGAUCCAUAAGCACUUCUUAUUCUCAGAUCUGAUCCGGCUAUUUUUGCUCAUCUGUAAAAAGUCUGUGAUGACCUGACAUUUUAAAGUGCUCAUUUUCUGUUGCCCCCUCUCUCUUUGGCCAUGUUUGUCUGUAUGCAAGCUGGGGACUUGCUGUUAGCAAUGCAGGUUUGGGCGUGCUACUUCAAGUGAAAGGAUUAUGGAAUGAUCUCGUUUUAAGUUUCUCACUUGCCCAAAACCUUGGAAACACUCCAUCUAGUAAACUUCCAAACUCAAAAUCUCUUCCCAACACACCCAAUUAAACACCUGUCUCUACAUUACACACACUGUGUCCUCACAAAAUCAUCCAAAGCGUCUCCUGACUCAUGGAUUUUCUUCAUUCCUUUCUCUCUCUCUCUUCUCCUGUUCUGUUCUUCCUCUGUCUGCCUGUCGAGGCUUCCCUUUUUUCUGCAUGUCCUAGUGGUUCUGGUAGAUGGGUGCAUGGUAAACGCAGCAACUGAGUUGUCUUCACGCGGUGAAAGUGUACUUUUCAUUUCGACAUCCAGCAAUAAAUCCCCCUUUUUUUCAUGCCCAUUCUUGACUUGGAAUAUGCUAGAAAUUUUUGCAAGUUUUCUCAGAAAAUAGUACUUGUACAAAAAUCAA